AAAAAUCAGGUACCUCUUGGUUAUUUUGCUUUUUUCCGGUUUUGUAACACUCGUCUCCUGUUUCAGGAGGAUCAUAACUCACCACGCACUACUAACAAUUCUGCAAUAAACCAAAUUCCAUGUUUGUCAAUGUUACCACAAUUUCAUUUAUUUCCCACCUUUCUGCGCUCUUCGCUGGCGCACCUGUUAAAAAAAUUUUUUUUGCGCUAGCUAUAAAAGGCUGCUUCCCGCUCAAAAACGUCCCUUUUGUGUUUGUGAGUGUUCAAGAAUGGACGGAGCGAAGAAAGUAACCGACGAAAAAAUCAGGACGAAGGAUAAUAUCGUGGCCUACGAGACCAUUCUGAAGGAGCGCGUUUUCGAGGAGUUCGGCGAAAUUGAUACCUUUACACAACAAUUUGAAGCGUUAACGACGAACUAUGAGAGGGUCACUUAUAUGUAUGAUUACAUGGUGAGGUACGAUCUGCUGAAGGGCCGAUAUUGGAAGGAUUUGAAGAACGACGAGGUGGCUCGACGCCACAAGAAAAAGGGGGAUAACAACUUCGCGAGAGGAGAUUUUCCGUCGGCUCUGAAGCAUUACACCAGGUGCAUUAUGAAAGCGGAGAGUGGCGUGCUUCGCGGCUUGGCCUACGCUAAUAGAUCUGCGGCUUUGUUCAAGCUUUCCUUGUACAGGGAGUGUUUAGAGGACAUCAAGCGAGCUGUGGGAAAUAAUUACCCUGGAAGUCUGCGGCCUAGUUUACUAUAUCGCCGAGAGCGGGCAACGCAGAUGCUGGGAAGAACCAGAACACCGAAGUACCACGAACGCACCCCAACCCUCCCUAGAGGAGCAAGGAAUCGCAAUACACCGCAUGCGCAUUGUAUCAAGCAGAUACAUGUUGAGCUCGACGAGAACUCAAGACGUAGAGUAUUGGUUAACAACAUAACACCGGCAGGCAAAUUAAUUUCCGUAGAAACUUCGAUGGUGAACGUGGUGUCGGGGAAAUCCGAUUUGUACCAUUGCCACCAGUGCUUAAACAUAUGCUACAACCCCACCCCUUGUCUGACUUGCACCCAGGUAGUUUACUGCGGCCAAAACUGUGCUUUAGACGCAUGGUACGACUACCACCAGUACGAAUGCGCCAUUUUGAGCCCCCUGAAGCGGUGGGUGGGUUACUGCAAAUCGUUGCUUGUGGGCGUCAAAAUGAUAUUCUUAGCGAAGCUAGAACAGUUUCGCAAUGAUUUUGAUAGAUAUUUAAAUCCGAUUGAAAACAUUGUGAAGAAAGAUGUCCCUAAGGAUAACAUGUUUUUGGCGCUGGCUGCAAGUGUAAUUUAUUACUUCAUAAGGGAUUUUACAAAAUUCUUUCCGGAAGAAAGCAAAAGAGAUCCAAACUUCGAUAAUCAGUUUAAGGACGAUCUGUUCAAAUAUCUGCAUAUGGCGUAUGUUUUUUCUGCCGAAAUCACCGAAGCUAAACAAGUUUUUGGGGUUGCUCCGCUAAGACCUUUCCAAGAUGUUUACAUUGAGAAAGAGUCCUUUGGCCUUGGUAUCUAUCCUUUCUUUAUGCACUUUAGACACGCUUGUUGUCCAAAUGUCGUGAUUCAUCACUAUGGCUCGACGAUGGUUUUAAGAACGACGAGAAAGUGUUUGAAGGGGGAAGAGCUUUUUGUCAGUUAUGGGCCCCACUAUUACUACCACGACCAACGUGACCGUAGGAAUUUUAUCUGGCGCAUGUUUUACUACGAGUGUACAUGUUUGGUCUGUGAUCGUAAUGUCCCUAUCAUGGCCAUAUUGGAGGAAUGUGUUACUGAAGAACGCUACAAAGCCAUCACAGCUAAAGCCACCAAAUGCUUUGUGGAUAAAAUCGUAAACACAAAAGACGCUCUUGUGGACCUGGUGGACGCCAUCGACACAGAAUACAACGUGGAGAAAUACUUAUACACCCUAGCAUUAUGGUACUACUAUGACCUGUUGGGAAAUAGAAGACGCGUUCCUUAAUUUUAAAC
Messenger RNA from Zophobas morio, 1977 nucleotides. RefSeq names its product SET and MYND domain-containing protein 4-like. Gene Ontology annotation, molecular function: histone deacetylase binding. Gene Ontology annotation, cellular component: nucleus; cytoplasm. The transcript has 4 exons. Lineage: Eukaryota; Metazoa; Arthropoda; Insecta; Coleoptera; Tenebrionidae. The coding region runs from base 269 to 1969 and encodes 566 amino acids. The record is from RefSeq and is a predicted model, not a curated record.